Harpegnathos saltator (Jerdon's jumping ant) is the source of this 4463-nucleotide messenger RNA. RefSeq names its product MICAL-like protein (gene MICAL-like). Gene Ontology annotation, molecular function: protein binding. The record is from RefSeq and is a predicted model, not a curated record. The coding region runs from base 889 to 4332 and encodes 1147 amino acids. The transcript is spliced from 12 exons. Lineage: Eukaryota; Metazoa; Arthropoda; Insecta; Hymenoptera; Formicidae.
AGUCGCGGCACCGCGCGCGCGCCGUGAGAGCGAACGAUUGACUGAACGGACGAACGGACGGACGGACGGCCGGAUGGUUGGUGUGUACACGCUGUGUUAUACUAUAGCCGCGAGUAAAACGUAAAACGCGCUCCUCUACUCGACGGCGCGUCGCUCUCGUACGAAAGGCCGCGCGCACGGCCACUCCCGAGAGAGUGGAAGAACCGCGAGAGAGGAGGGUACUACGACAGAGGCACGAAAGAGAGAGAGAGAGAGAGAGAGAGAGAGAGAGAGAGGAGAGAGAGAGAGAGAGAGAGAGAGAGAGAGCAGCAGCAGCAGCAGGCGAGCAGCAGGCGAGUCUAGCUGGGGAAAAACACGCGUCCUCCCGUGAGAGCGACCCAGGAGACGGCCGAGGUUGAGGUUAGGGGACGACGUCUCGCGGCUCGCUCGUGCAGUUUGUGGUGCAUCGUAGUGCAUAUACGAGAGAGCGCGGGCGUGCGCGCGCGCGCGCGUAGCCACGUCAGGACGCACGAGGUCAAUUGUCAUUUCGCAUUCAGCUGGCAGGAGUCACGAGAGAGAGAGAGAGAGAGAAAGAGAGAGAGAGAGAGAGAGAGAGAGAGAGAAAACGAGCGAGCCCUAAUGGCGUAACGGCGCGAGCGAACGUGGACGACGCAGAGUGAGACAGCGGCGGGGAACGGAAGAAAGGAGCGAGUCGCGCGCAGUGACGUAAGGAAGCCAACUGAGUGUCAUCGGAAAGAGAUAGGUGAAGAGUGAGAGAGAGAGAGAGAGAGAGAGAAAGAGAAAGAGAAGCACUAACGACACGCGGAGGCGAGCAGGCGCUCCUCGAACAGGCAGAAAGGCGCGCGGCUGCUGCGGAGGAAGCGUGAAAGGGGAAAAGAGGAAGCCGCGAUGGGAGAGAGACGCGGUACGAAGGCGCUGGAGCUCUGGUGCCGUCGAAUAACCGACGGUUACCCGGGUGUAAACGUGCAAAACAUGACCACCUCCUGGAGAGACGGGCUCGCCUUCUGCGCCAUGAUUCAUCACUUUCGGCCGGAUCUCAUCGACUUCAACAGCCUGAACAAGGACGACGUGUACGGGAACAACGAGCUCGCGUUCAGAACAGCCGAGCAACAUCUCGGGAUUCCCGCGCUGCUGGACGCCGAGGACAUGGCGUCGUGCACGGUGCCCGAUCGAUUGUCGAUUCUCACCUACCUCUCGCAGUUCUACCAAACUUUCGGAGGAUCCUCGCCGAGUCGUUUGGCGACCAACAGAACGACCGAAAGUACCGACGAGAGGAUCGCCCCUGUUCCGGAAUCUCCUAAACAAAAGGUGGGGUCGCGUCUGGGAAUGCGGAGGGAUCCGUGCACCGCGUGCGGGCUGCCGGUCUUCCUGGCGGAGAAGCUGCUGAUAGCGCGCGCUCCAUAUCACCGUACUUGCUUCCGGUGUGCCCGUUGCGGCAACCAGCUGACGCCCGGCAACUACUACGAGACCGAGGAAGGCCAAUACUGCUGUGAGACGUGCCCGGACGAGGAGGACUCCUCCGCCGGAGUGCGUCGCAAGUACACCGAGUCCAUCGUGGCCGACGUGGGACGAGAGAUGAACGAGGUCUCUACGAGGUCGUCUCUCAGCGACGAGGAGAAGACGGAUAGAAAGGCCGCCGCGCGAAGUCUACUGGAGAAGACCGCGGUACCCGACCUGAUCUCCCACACGUCGCAGAUGCGAAAGAGUUUCAUGGCCAGCCAUCUUCUCUCCGAGAAGAUCGACGAGUCCACUGUGAGGGACGUGAGGAACGUCAAGGUCGACUCGGAUUAUCGUGAGGGAGCGAAAGGCAGGAUCGAUUCGGCAUUCCCAGACGACGACGAGAACGAGGGGCAUGAGGAUGAGGAGAAGGGCGAGGAAGAGGAUGAAGAGGAGGACGACGAGGAGGAGGAGGAGGAGGAGGAGGCGGAGGAGGAUUCCCAUAAUUCCACGACGGAUGAUUCGCCCGUCAACGUGAAGGGCCCCAACGUGGAGCGAUACGAUGUACAUAGCGCGUUAAAUAGCUUAGACGUUAGAAAUAAGGAGGAUCAGCGACCGACUGCCAUUUCAUUCCAUGACGUAGAUAAGAAUAAUAAAACGGAGGAUACCAAAGAGUCGUCAGGACGCGCUAAUUCCGCAACGAGCAUGUCCUUGGUUCAGAGGAGACUCCUAAUGUUCGAGGCUGCUGACAAGGUAGACUACGUCGACAAGAAGGAUCGCGAGAAGAGUGCCUUCCGGGAGACUAAAAGCAGUCCUACGGCGCGGGACGCCACGGACGACGUUCAGAACGACUCCUGGGACCAGACGCCGGACGUUCUUCGGGCGAGCGACGAGGAAAAUCCGAAAAAGUGUCUCAAGGAGGGAUCAGAGAUCAACAGCGAAGAGAGCUUCGCGAAUGUCGACGAGCAACGAGAACAGAAGAAAGAAGAAGAAGAAGACUCGGCGAUUACGAAUUCCGAGAGACACGAAGAUAGCUUCUCGAGAGACAUCGUGCAGAUGAAAAGCGAAGAACGUUUCGAUAAUAACAAACAGAUCGAAGACAGUCGGGUAAUUGGUGGUACUGAGAGGCAAGAAGAGACCUUCGCGAGGAUCGAAAACGAUCAGGUAGAAGACAAGGUAGAAGACAAGGAAGAUAAGACGACAAAGAGGAGGUUCUCCGAGAACGCCGCGGAGGGCAAUUUGCCGCCGAGCGCAGACGUCGUCGACUUGAGUGUCGUUGACGACUAUCCGGAGAAUUUGAAUCCCUUCAAGAGCGACGAAGAGGACAACGUCAUGGAAAGUAAACGGCAGACCACGCGAGGGAGCUCCUCGUCGAGGAGAGGCAAGGUGUCGACCAAUCCGUUUGACAGUGAAGAUGACGAGGAGGAUGUCGAAGAGGAAGUCACACCGCCGAAACCGGCAGCUAGAAGUAGCAAACCGGAGAGCCGAGGAAUCGUCAAGACGACGGUAGCCACGAAGCGGCUGGUGGCCGCACCGCAGAUCAAUUUCCAUUCUUUCUGGAGCGACGAGGAGGAAGAGCGCGACAGCGACGGCGAAGGACGAGACAGAACGCCGCAAGGGAGGAGCAACGCGCCCGUUCCGAAGCCGCGCACUAUCAAGACCACUCCCGAGAUGAACGUGAUGCCACGAAAAGGUGACUUGAGUCGAGGAGACGUGUAUGCGUCUAAUAGCUCUUUAACGAGCUUAGAGUCGACCGCGACUGUCGGUGGCACGUACAGGAAAAAGAAGCCUGCACCGCAGCCGCCGGCCGUGAAGAAACUCUUCCCGUCCGCCCAGCCGGACCAGACAUCGCCGGUUAAGUCGUGCGACAGCACAUUGUCCUCGUAUCAUAGCUUAUCGCCACGCACAACUCCGCGACCUCGCAAAACCAAGCCGGCGCCUCUACCGCCGACGUCUACCAGUACGCCUUGCAACGUCGCGCCGAUCAGCGACACUUUGAGCGCCAGUGAGUCUUCGAUUAUCGAAUUUCACGGCAACAGCGACGAUCACAAUAUGGAGAUGUGGCAGGAUCAGAAGACCAACAAGGACGAGGCGAAUCGGAAUAGGCAGAGCUUGAACAGCGUCUCCGACGAUCUCUACAAGUCCUAUGCCGAUAAAAGCGUGCAAGGCAAAUGGAAGAGGAAGAAAGGGCCCGCUCCGCCGCGACCAAUCCCACACAGGAGGAAGAUUAAAGUGAUAUCCAUGAAGGACGUAAAAUUGGAAUUGGAUGAGAUCGAGCUGCAACAGCAAGGCUUGGAGAAACAGGGUGUACGGCUGGAACAGUUGAUACGAGAUAAAUGCGAACCCAGACAAGGAACGGAGGACUCGCCGCUCGGCAUAGACGUGGAGGAACUAGUCUUGGAAUUGUUCGCGUUAGUGAACGAGAAGAACGAGCUGUUUAGGAGGCAAGCCGAAUUGAUGUUGCUUCGACGACAACAAAGAUUGGAGGAGGAGCACGCCGAGGUAGAAUAUCAAAUACGGUGUCUCAUGUGCCAACCGGAAGCCACUAAGACAGACUUCGAUAAACAGAGAGAGGAAGCUUUGAUACAAAGGUUAGUAGAAAUCGUGGAGAGAAGAAACGAGAUUGUCGAAUGCUUGGAGAUGGAUCGUCGCAGAGAAGUGGAGGAGGAUAAGAGCAUAAACAAGCAUAUGGGUCUAUUUGCCGCGAGAAACAAGAACGAGCAAUCGAACAACGACAAUGAUUCCUCCAAUGUAGUAAAAACGGCGAAAAAAGGAAAACUCAAGGAGAAACUGAAAGAGAAGAAAUUGAAAAAAGUUUCAAAGAAAGACGCCGAUAAAGACGUGGACGAGACUGAGGUGAAAUCUAAACGCCACAAUAAGCGAAAAUGGUUUUGAGCUACGUCAGCAUUAUUACUGUACUUCAAUAGAUAUAAAUAUGACGCAUUUAGUAUUUAAUACUUUUAUAUAUAUUUUUAACACUAUUUGUUAUUUGAAAGAUGUAGAAAUAUACGCUGCGAUUAUUAGUA